Messenger RNA from Athene cunicularia (burrowing owl), 2620 nucleotides. It is a transcript of the gene BZW1, whose product is annotated as basic leucine zipper and W2 domains 1. Bases 63 to 1322 code for a protein of 419 amino acids. The transcript is spliced from 12 exons. Gene Ontology annotation, molecular function: protein binding. NCBI's taxonomy places the organism in Eukaryota, Metazoa, Chordata, Aves, Strigiformes, Strigidae. Gene Ontology annotation, cellular component: cytoplasm; membrane. The record is from RefSeq and is a predicted model, not a curated record.
GCGGGCAGGCUCCGCACCUGGCGUCCUGAGGCGUGUUGCUGCUUCCUUGCAGGGUGUCUUUUAUGAAUAAUCAAAAGCCGCAGAAGCCGACGCUAUCAGGCCAGCGUUUUAAAACUAGAAAAAGAGAUGAAAAAGAGAGGUUUGACCCUACUCAGUUCCAGGACUGUAUUAUUCAAGGUUUAACUGAAACUGGCACUGACUUGGAGGCGGUAGCAAAGUUUCUUGAUGCGUCUGGUGCAAAACUCGACUAUCGCCGCUAUGCAGAAACGCUUUUUGACAUCCUGGUGGCUGGUGGAAUGCUGGCCCCAGGUGGUACCCUGGCAGAUGACAUGACACGCACAAACGUCUGUGUAUUUGCAGCACAGGAAGACCUAGAAACCAUGCAAGCAUUUGCUCAGGUUUUCAACAAGCUAAUCAGGCGUUACAAGUACCUGGAGAAAGGCUUUGAAGAUGAAGUCAAAAAGUUGCUUCUGUUCCUGAAAGGGUUCUCAGAGUCUGAGCGGAACAAACUGGCCAUGUUGACGGGUAUCCUGCUAGCCAACGGGACGCUUAAUGCAUCAAUUCUCAACAGUCUUUACAAUGAGAACUUGGUUAAAGAAGGUGUUUCUGCAGCUUUUGCAGUCAAGCUGUUCAAAUCAUGGAUAAAUGAGAAAGAUAUUAAUGCAGUGGCUGUCAGUCUUCGUAAAGUAAACAUGGAUAACAGGCUGAUGGAACUCUUCCCAGCCAACAAACAAAGUGUUGAACACUUCUCCAAGUACUUCACUGAAGCAGGACUAAAAGAACUUUCCGAGUAUGUUCGGAACCAGCAAACCAUAGGAGCUCGGAAGGAGCUGCAGAAAGAGCUUCAGGAGCAGAUGUCACGGGGAGAUCCCUUCAAGGAUAUAAUAUUGUAUGUGAAGGAAGAGAUGAAGAAAAACAACAUCUCAGAACAGACUGUGGUAGCCAUAAUCUGGUCAAGUGUAAUGAGCACCGUGGAAUGGAACAAAAAGGAGGAGCUGGUAGCAGAGCAAGCCAUUAAGCAUUUGAAGCAAUACAGCCCUCUACUUGCUGCCUUUACUACCCAAGGUCAGUCAGAGCUGACUCUUCUGUUGAAGAUUCAGGAGUAUUGUUAUGACAACAUUCACUUCAUGAAGGCCUUCCAGAAAAUAGUGGUACUCUUCUAUAAAGCUGAAGUGCUGAGUGAAGAACCCAUCCUGAAGUGGUAUAAAGAUGCACAUCUUGCAAAAGGGAAGAGUGUUUUUCUGGAGCAAAUGAAAAAAUUUGUGGAAUGGCUCAAGAAUGCUGAAGAAGAGUCGGAGUCGGAAGCAGAAGAGGGUGACUGACCUGUGAACCCCUGUCCUCAGUAAAGCAAACAGGAGCUGUAGAUAAGUGUCAUGUCUCAUGUGUCCUUCUGAUUCUUACAUCCUACCUCCCUGUAUCAAGCAUGAUAUAAGGGCUCUCAUGGCAAUUUAUUUUAACUGUUUUCUAUAGUUAUUGAAAUACUGGGUUUAGUUUUUAAAACCAUGUUUUAAGUAGCUUACAGGAGCUAUUCUAGAUUUUACUCUAACCUGCAUUUGUCCUUUCAGUUAUAUUCUACCUCCUGUAUUUUCUACUGUAAUAAUGUAAUUUAAGGCCUUCCACAAUGAAAUCCAUUUUACCCCUUGGGUUUUCUAUCUAUAUUUGAGGAGACAUGAUAUGGUGAAUGAAAUUUCUGGCAGUUCUGUUUGCAAAUUAAACUGUAAAAAAGCCUUGAAAGUGAAGAGGCCAGUGGCUUGUGUGGUAACUUGGUGUGAUGCUAAAGUCCAUUCCACUUUCUUCAGCUCCCCCCAUUUAGUUCCUACCUGGCUGUCCAUCUCCCCAGGGCUGCCUCCUCUCUGUACUAGCCCUUGAAAGCAAUCUUCUAGCCCAGCUGCUGGGCAUGGCACCUGCCUUGCUGUUGGGAGCUCCCUGUCCUGCUGGCAGGGGUGGUGGGGGGCAAAAAGCAGUACCUGCUGUGGGGUACAGGGAGUGGCACAGCAGAGGGUGGUGUCUGCCUUGUGGCCAGGUUGGGGUUUAGGGCUGUGGCACUUGUCUCCAAGCAGGGCCAAGAGGCCCUUACAUUCUUCCCCAGGCUCUGGGAAUAGUGACGACUGGAAAGGAAGGCAGACUAAACUCUAACCCUCCCCAUGACAUUUUGAAAUCAUUCUGUGCUGGCAGAUGACAUGUUAAACCAGUUUGUCUGCUCCCUAAAACUUUGAAUUCUCAAUGGAAAUUCUCAGGACAGCUCAGAAUUUGAGACAGAUUUGGUAAAAAGAGUAGUCUAUGCUAUUGAAGGUAAUAACAUUAAGUGAAAUACUGGUACGCUGAGUACACCUGAUAAAGAUUUAAAAAAAAAAGGUGAUCGCAACACAAUCUGUUCAAUAUUAUGGUAACCUACCUUUGUAACUUUUUUUUUAAACAAAUAAAGGACAUCAUUACAUUUAUGUCAAGUGCUGCCUCUGUUCUCUUACCCAAAAAUGAAGCAUCAGAGACGGAAAAGGGUAAAAAUCAGUACUAGGACUUUUGUUAUUCUGAUGACAGCUGAAGACAACAAUUAAAAUAGUCCUUUCUUGCUGUUAGGAGGCCUAGUUUAGAGAGCAGGGGGUGACCUAUUCCACGUGUU